AUGCCGCUAUUCGAAAUAGUGGCCACGAACAACGCUCAAAACAGGACGAUAUGGAACGUCAAAUCCAUAGCCGCCUGUGACACCACGGUAGAAGAGCCAAGAGCCAAGAAGAAGCAGGCACAAUGCUACAGGUGCCUCCAACCCGGGCAUGUGGCACGCUACUGCGACAGGCCGCAGAAGUGCGUCAGGUGUGCGGGAGACCACCGCAGCGACGAGUGCCCUGUGCCAAGAGAAGAGCCAGCCAAAUGCUGCAACUGUGGGGAAGCGCUCCCGGCGAGCUACGGCGGGUGCAGGACCCUACUUGACGCAUGGGCCAGACAGGAGGCAACACACAAGAAGCCGGGAACGAGCUACGUCGACAUGGCGAAGAGCCGCCGCCGCCAGCCGAGGAACACCCCCAGCACGAGCGAAGCGGUCCACCAGCCCAGCAGGAACCCAGAAGCAGUACCAAGAAACCAGGCGGAAUCCACGCAAGCACCGCGACCGCUGUACCGCCGCCGCCUGCAGAAGAGGCCGAGAAUGGAAGAUCAGCAGAUACAAGACCUCGACCACCGCAAGCAGCAGGAAACCACAGCAGGUGCAGAAGCACAACAAAACGCCAACACAACAACCACUAGAGAAGACGCGGCCCCACAAGCACCCACAGCCGCAGACAUCGCCUCCUCAUGGCAGUCAUGA
Messenger RNA from Schistocerca serialis cubense, 678 nucleotides. RefSeq lists its product as uncharacterized. The coding region runs from base 1 to 678 and encodes 225 amino acids. The transcript has a single exon. The record is from RefSeq and is a predicted model, not a curated record. Gene Ontology annotation, molecular function: zinc ion binding; nucleic acid binding. NCBI's taxonomy places the organism in Eukaryota, Metazoa, Arthropoda, Insecta, Orthoptera, Acrididae.